This is a messenger RNA of Drosophila guanche, 647 nucleotides long. Its product is annotated as serine/threonine-protein kinase CBK1-like. The record is from RefSeq and is a predicted model, not a curated record. The coding region runs from base 132 to 569 and encodes 145 amino acids. Lineage: Eukaryota; Metazoa; Arthropoda; Insecta; Diptera; Drosophilidae. The transcript is spliced from 3 exons.
UCAGUUGAUUCUCUAAAAUCAAAGUGUGGAGCUCAGCGCAGCACUCGCAAACAGGAUCGCAGCAGGAGGAAUUCAUCGCACUACAACGGGCUAUAUUUGGACACCGGGAGCCUAACGGACACACUGUAAACAUGUUGGCCUUCCACAACGAGCACAUUGCAAGCUGCGCCUUCCUGACGUACUAUACACCAGAGAGCUCCACGGCCACGGCGGCCAGCUCGCCCACCUCAUCCGCCGCACAGGCUACGCCACUCUUCAAUGACAAGCAGGCCAUAUCAGGGGUUGCGUACCCCUGCGGUGCACUGAGCGUGCGGCGCAUGCGCUGGCAGCAGCAUCAGCAGCACCACCACCACCAGCAACAACAACAGCAGCAUCAUGUCACACAGACACAGAGGCAUGCCUUUGGGUACCCCUAUCCCCGUCUGUGUGUUGGCCAGCGGCUGCAGUUGCAAAGCCAUCAGCAGCAACAGCAGCAGCAGGAAUCGCAUCAGCAAUCGAGUCUGGGCUGCCUCAUUGCCAGCAGUCGCAGCAAUUUGCGUGACAUUUGUAAAACUCGUGCGAUUUGCUAACAGCCAUUGCAUGCCUCAGCCAGCGAUGCAGAAGCAACAACAACAACAACAGCAGCAACAACCUCAACAUCAUUAUGU